CGUGCGCCUCCGACACCAUGGUCUCGCUCGUCGCGGCGCUCGUCGGUGUGCUCGUUGCUGCUAUCCAUGCGAGUCCACAGCCGAUUGAGAUUGGGUAUCCCGUACCGCUGCACCUGCGCGCCAACAGCUCUGCGUCCUUCCACUACACGAUUCGUCGCGACGGCGCCAGCUUCCUCGCCGUUCAUUUUACUGUCCUGGCGCUUCCCCCAACGGCGACGGUGUCGCUUGCGUGUGCCGACGGCUCGAAGCACAUGGAGCUCAUUGGCGCACGCAAUGACUUUUACACCGAGUCGUUUCCGUGUUCUACCAUCGACAUUGCCUACACCGCCCCGACGUACACGGCAGCGAAUGCAUCGGUGUUUGAGAUCGACCAGGUGAUCCACGGUACGCCCGACCCGUCGUCGUCGGGGCCGCUCGAAACCAUCUGCAGCAUCUCAGACGAGUCGCGGGCGGUGGCGUGUCUUGAAGGGCUCGAGCCCGUCAAGUAUAAAACGAGCCGCGCCGUGGCCCGCCUUCGUCUUAGCGGCGGGCGGGGAUGCACGGGCUGGCUCUUUGGCUCGGAAGGGCACAUGCUCACCAACAGCCACUGCAUCAACUCCGAGCGGGGCGCCGCCAACACCCAAGUCGAGUUUGACGCGCGUUGCAGCACGUGCAAGGACCCACAGAACAAGGUCGCGUCUGCUUGCCCUGGCACCGUCGUCGCCAGCAGCGUCAAGCUCGUGGUUUGGGACGAACUCCUCGACUUUGCAUUGGUGAAAAUCGACAACCCAAGUGUCGGCCUCGCGCAGUACGGUUACCUUCAGGGCCGCGACGCGCCCCCCGCGCUCGGAGAGCACAUUUGGACAGCGCAUCACCCCAAGGGCUGGCCAAAGCGCUUUUCUUUGACCUACAACGGCGACGUGCCCACGAUUACGGACUUGGACAAAGCCAGCUGCAUGCCCAAUUUCAAGUAUACAGCGAAGGGCUCGAUCGGUCACUUGCUCGAUACGGCGGACGGCUCCUCUGGCGCGCCGAUCCUGAGCACCAAGGACAACGCAGUCAUUGCCUUGCACAACUGCGGGCUCUGCGAUGAUCGAGGCGACGUCAACGGCGGCAUCAAGAUGAGCAGCAUCAUCCAGUUCCUCCGCCAACGCAACCUGCUGCCCAAGAAUGCCGUUGUGCCGGGUAGUUCUCCCACGGUAGCUCCGACACCCGCUCCAACGUCCACCCCGACAGCUGCCGAAACCACAGGCCCGACGACCGCCCCGACGUCUACCCCUUCUGCCAACUACCUUCGCCUCUGCACCUUCUCCAAGCGCGGCGUCUUCGAGUGGUACCGCGCUCUCUACGCCGACGUUAUCGAGCUCAGCCCCAACGCCCAGUUCGACUACAACCCGACGUCGGGUGCCAUUAGCGUCCGCAGCAACCAUGAGUGCCUCGACGCGUACGAAGCCAACGGCGCCUUCCACCUCCACACGUGGGCGUGCGCCUCGGACAACGUCAACCAGCAAUGGACUGUCGAGGGCGACCGCGUCCGCCACCGCAAGCACAACGUCUGCCUCACGACGACGGCGUCGACGACCAUCGACGUGGCCACGUGCAACUCGCAGGACCUCCGCCAGCGCUUCUCGACGGCGUGCGACGGCCCCGUCCGGUCGUUCGUCAAGCUCCGGACGCCCAAGGGUCUCUACCUCUCCGAGUGGAACUCGGGCGUGUACGCCAACGGCCAAGUGUUCAACGUCAACGAGCUCUUCGAAGUCGAUGCGUCGACGCAGCAGAUCAAGGCGGUCAGCAACGGCCAGUGCCUCGACGCGUACACGCAGGACGGCCGUCUCCGCGUGCACACGUACACGUGUGACGCGUCGAAUGGCAACCAAAAGUGGCGCGUCACCAACGGCAAGGUCGAGCACGCGACCCAUACGGGGCAGUGUCUGGACGUGGACCCGACGGACCCGCACCACAACGUGCAAAUGUGGACGUGCAUUGCCGGCAACGACAACCAGCGCAUCGAGCUCGUGCCGCAGAACUAAGAACUUACGAGCGAUGCUUUUGUCUCUAUA
Saprolegnia diclina VS20 is the source of this 2039-nucleotide messenger RNA. RefSeq lists its product as hypothetical. The record is from RefSeq and is a predicted model, not a curated record. Lineage: Eukaryota; Oomycota; Saprolegniomycetes; Saprolegniales; Saprolegniaceae. The coding region runs from base 18 to 2009 and encodes 663 amino acids. The transcript has a single exon.